AUGCAGGAUGAUCGCAAUCGUACUGGAGUUAAAGUUUGCGGCAAGAGAUAUCCUCAACCAUGGCGUAAAGCUGCUGUAGUCAACAGUAAAAACGGGAGAGCGGAAUACCGUCGACGCGACACAGGAGAAAAAUUUCCGUACAAGCACAAAGUUAACGGCAAGUAUGUAGAAUCUUUCGCUACGAACCAAUGGAUCGCCCCGUACACUAUAUGGCUCCUUUCCAAAUACAACUGCCACAUGUGUUUCGACGUGUGCACCGGUAGCGCGAUAGUCAAAUACAUAUACAAGUAUAUAAACAAAGGUGCUGAUUUUAUUAAGGCGAAGAUUCUAUGUGACGGCGACGAGAUCGAGGCAUACCGCUCAGCUCGUUACAUAUCAGCUGCAGAGGCUGCGUGGCGGUUGCUGGGUUUCCAUGUCAUCGAACGUAACCCGUCCGUCAGUUCUCUCCGACUGCACCUUCCCAACGAACAGCAAAUUGUUGUAGACGAAUCUCUUUCACGCGCUGAGCAAAAGGUGGCGGCACGGGCGUCCACGUCCGAUCUACUUCUUUACUUAGGGAGGCCUACUGACCAAACAUUUGAUUCGCUUACCUACUUGGACUACAAUGAACAGUACAUCGUCAAGAAAGACAAGGCCCGUCAGGGGACGUUUUUCAGAGACAAAUUCCGCAACUAUGUCACACCGCGGUCGUCCGAUAAACAUGUUGCGCGGAGGCCUUCUGACCAAACAUUUUAUUCGCUUACCUACUUGGACUACAAUGAACAGUACAUCGUCAAGAAAGACAAGGCCCGUCAGGGGACGUUUUUCAGAGACAAAUUCCGCAACUAUGUCACACCGCGGUCGUCCGAUAAACAUGUUGCGCGUGUGUCCGCCAUGUCCCCGGACAAAGGUGAUGUUUUCUACUUGCGCCUGCUUCUACACCAUAAACCAGCAAGAUCUUUCGAACAGUUGAGAACGCACGAUGACACCGUCUACGACACGUUUCAGGACGCCGCCAGAGCAAUGGGAAUUAUAAAGCACGACGACGAGUACAGAAUUUGCUUACAGGAGGCGGUCAUAUUUAACACGGGUAGACAACUGCGUGAACUAUUCGUUACCCUUAUUCUUGACGGCGCUCCGGCCAAAAUAUUGUGGGAGCAGUUCAACCAGGACUUCACCGAAGAUUUGCGAAUAAACAUGUCUGAUCGGGAUGCCAACAACACCGCACUCCGCCAAAUUGAUCUCGUUUUGCAGCACCACGGACGAACGAAUGAGGUCGUUGGGCUGCCGGCGGUAAUCCACCUAGAUACCGAAUACAUACGAUUUAAACACAUGUUCGACCCAGCUCAGAUGAGUGCAUUCGUUGACGAGCACUUGGCAAAUCUCACCCACGAGCAACGGCAUGUGUACGAUACCGUCGUUUCAAGCGUAACAUCAGGCGCCUCGAACCUAUUCAUGAUUGAUGCGCCAGCUGGCACUGGCAAGACGUACACGGAGAGCAUACUGUGCGCCCGUCUCAGGUCCAUGAGCAAAUUAGUUUUGUGUGUAGCCAGUACCGGAAUUGCCGGACUUCAAUUGCCAGGAGGAUGGACAGCGCACUCUAUGUUUAAGCUUCCGCUGGAAGAGAAAAACGUCAGUGGAGCAAUGUGUAAUAUCUCUGCAGAAUCACAACGAGCGGAAGUGCUACGUAAAUGCGACCUUAUUGUUUGGGAUGAGAUUCCAAUGAGUCACCGUUUUUCCGUUGAAGCGCUCAACCUUACACUGCAAGCAGACCUAUUGGGUAAUGACAACAUAAUGGGAGGAAAAACCGUACUCCUCAGCGGCGAUCUACGUCAAAUAGGUCCUGUUGUCAAGCAUGGUGGACCAGCUGAGACUAUUGAUGCGUCGCUCAUAUCCAGCCCGCUUUGGCCUCAUGUACAACGCAUGCGACUAACAAUUUCACAGCGUGAUCGAGAAGACGCCGCGUACGCGAGCGCAAUUUUGUCGUCGACAAAUGCCACAAUUGACUUAAUCAACUCCCACGUGCUUGACAUUCUGCCCGGGGACAUGCUAACGGCAUAUAGCUGUGACACAGUUGACCCUCACGAUAAUAACCUUGACUUCGUUGCUACGGCUGAUCUCAACGCAAUCGACGUUUCAGGCGUGCCGCCACAUGCAUUGGAGUUGAAGUUAAACUGCAUGGUCAUGAUAACACGGAACCUCAAUUUCAAGCAGGGUUUGGUCAACGGUCAAAAGGCUAUAGUGCGUGGUUACUCAACACGGAUUGUGCAUGUAGAACUCCUUGAUGGACUGUCCUCUCUAGUUCUGAUACCGCGUAUACGUCUUAAUGCAAAAGUUGGGCGGAACGGGAUCGCUUUCUCGAGGUUGCAGCUGCCGCUUCGCGUUUGCUAUGCCCUCACGAUCAACAAGAGUCAAGGUCAAACUGUGCCCAAAAUCGGGCUUGACUUGCGGUCACGUUUUCACCCAUGGGCAACUCUACGUAGCACUCAGCAGGGCGCAGAAGAGAUCGUCGAUUAUGUGCCUCACAUUACCCGCGAGGUUGCGUGGUUCCCUAAACCGUACCGCAUUUGUUGCCAACAUNUUUCACGCAUGGGCAACUCUACGUAG
Molecule: messenger RNA, 2586 nt
Organism: Ectocarpus sp. CCAP 1310/34
Lineage: Eukaryota; Phaeophyceae; Ectocarpales; Ectocarpaceae
Source: the annotation of a GenBank genome assembly